GGACGCAGUGACGUUGAAGGCGGAAGCUGUUGCUCGGCUGGGGGGCAGAAAGUUUCCGGAGUUGUUGUUGGGGUGAGGUGUGUUUGCCGAGCUCUGUGAGGGGUUCACUGACCGCAGCUCCAUUAUCAUCAUUAUCAUCAUUAUCAUCAUGGGGGGCUCAUCCAGCCAGCUGUCCAAAUCACUCAUCAACGAGUAUCAGGAGCUGACCUACCUUACAAAGCAAGAGAUCCUUCUGGCUUAUAGAAGAUUCAUUGAGCUGCUUCAAAAAGAAAACAGAAGCAACAUUGAAUCAGUUCGGAUCCCCACGGAAAGGUUCUUGACCCUACCUGAAUUAAAGGCAAAUCCAUUCAAACACCGCAUCUGCCAUGUGUUCUCUACUUCUGACCAGGGAGAUGACAGCAUGUCUUUUGAAGACUUCCUUGACAUGCUCAGUGCUUUUAGUGAAUCUGCUACUCUUGAAGUUAAAUCCCAUUAUGCUUUUCGGAUCUUUGAUUUUGAUGGUGAUGGUGCUUUGAAUGAAUCUGAUCUAGAAAAACUGGUGAACCACUUGACUGGGGAAGAGGAAAACACAAAAUUAAGCCAAAAUGAAAUGAAGCAGCUGAUUGCAAAUAUCUUGGAAGAAUCUGAUAUUGACAAGGAUGGAACCAUCAAUCACUCGGAAUUUCAGCAUGUCAUCUCCCGAUCACCUGACUUUGUCAGUUCUUUCAAGAUUGUGCUGUGAUUGAAUCAACAGUAUGACUUAAGUCUCAUUAGUUUUUUGCCAACGGAAUGAAUCUGUCUCUUGUAAAUACCUCCCUUCUCCAAUCUAUGCAAGUAACCCAAUGAGUGCAGCUACCUGAAUGCUACGGAGAUAAGUUCUACUAUGAACAAACCGUCACAAACCUCCGUGGAGUGAAAUAGUUUUAUCUGUUGAGUCUGUUUGUGUUUCAAUAUAUACGACUGAUUUUAUGUGUGUAGUUCUAGACAAGGCACAGAGGUCUCAGAAGGGCUCUAAAGGCAGAGGGUAUUUCUGUACAGUACACCUUGGUUUACAGCUAUUCAUUUAAUACAGUAUGAAGUCUUUAGAAAUACUUUCUAUCAUAAUGGGAAUUUUUAAACCACCCAUUUUAGCUGACCUGGCACUAAGACCAUUUUAACCAUAACAUAUAUAUAAUUUCAUUUUCUAUUUUAUUUUUUUUCCUAUUUACUUGAUAUUGUGUCUGUAUUUAGUAAUUCCCUUAAAUACUUCUCCAUGUCAAGUAUAUGUUUAGAUUAUUGAUGGUUAACCCUUCGCACUCCAGGUGUCUGGCUGUCUCAACAUCGGGGAAAAAACUGUCCACAAUAGCUGGGGUGUCUAAGAUCAUCUUAUCUCUGUAUUUUGCAGUGCGCUUUCUUUGGUCUGGUCAGUGUAAAUACUGAUUUUAUAUACCAUACACUACCGAUGUAGUAUCUGUACCCCCUGUACCCCCUGAAACGAAAUGUUUACUGGAACUGGAGAAUUUUAAGAUACAUUUGUCUCGUUCUAGGAAUGAUUGCUAUUAAACGGGUAUGUGGUCUUCCCUGUGAAAAAAAAAAAAUGAAAUGGUCAUUACUGUUAAAUGUAAAUAAUUUUACAUACAUGGACGCUGUACAUUUCAUACUUCACACCAGAACAUCAUAUUGUGAUUAAAUGAUUCUAUUUUUUUCUAUACACUGUUCAAAACAAAUGACUACUGGUUUUUAAACUUGCACUAUUUAUAAUUAAUUUUUCUGUAGAGCAGAAAUAUAUUGUAAUAAAAAUAAAUCUAACUUC
Messenger RNA from Pelobates fuscus (common spadefoot toad), 1771 nucleotides. RefSeq names its product calcium and integrin binding 1 (gene CIB1). Bases 149 to 721 code for a protein of 190 amino acids. Gene Ontology annotation, molecular function: calcium ion binding; magnesium ion binding. The transcript has 7 exons. The record is from RefSeq and is a predicted model, not a curated record. Lineage: Eukaryota; Metazoa; Chordata; Amphibia; Anura; Pelobatidae.